Mytilus californianus (California mussel) is the source of this 8474-nucleotide messenger RNA. RefSeq lists its product as uncharacterized. The transcript is spliced from 15 exons. NCBI's taxonomy places the organism in Eukaryota, Metazoa, Mollusca, Bivalvia, Mytilida, Mytilidae. The record is from RefSeq and is a predicted model, not a curated record. Gene Ontology annotation, cellular component: nucleus; cytoplasm. Bases 10 to 3663 code for a protein of 1217 amino acids. Gene Ontology annotation, molecular function: protein binding; transcription corepressor activity. Gene Ontology annotation, biological process: negative regulation of gene expression.
GAUACUUUCAUGAAGUCUUGUCUUCAGACUGCAAACGAAAGCGAAUUUGUUUCUAUUGCCUUUCCGGCCUUUGGAACAGGUCACCUUGGGUAUCCUAAACAGCAAGUGGCCAACACUAUGUUUUCCUGUGUGGAAACAUUCUUCAGACGCCAUCCAAAUACUCCACUGCAGGAUGUUAGAUUCGUUGUAUAUGACAAGGAUUUCACUACUGUUAAGGCCUUUGAAGAAGAACAAGAUAAGAGACAGAUUGGUGAUAAUAGCAACAGACAAUUUGCACAAUAUGAUUUUGUGAAGUCAGCAGAUAAGGACAGAAAACAACAUACUAUAACGUUAUCAUCAUCAGCACCAAUUAAUGAAAGUGAUUCAUACAUGGACAUGAUGGAAAAUUUACGAAAAAAAGAUGUAAUGAAUGAUCCCAUGUCACUAUCCCUAAGCAAUAACAGACCAUCUAAGAACUUUCACGGAUUUGAUGAAGAUGUGUUUAAAAUGGAAGGUGAAAAUGAUGGCCAAGAUGAUGUUGAUAUAGUUCAAGCGUUAUUUGACUUUAAUGCGGAAACAAAAGGUGAUUUAUCCUUUGAAAAAGGAGACAUAAUUAUUGUCAAAGAAAUUAAUACCUCAGGAUGGUGGACUGGUAUCAAAGGAAAUGAGACCGGAUAUUUUCCUGUUACGUUCACAAAACCCGUCAAGAAAGUUUUUCGGGACGGGAAAACAAAGUAUCUAUUUGAAGAUGAUCCAAUAUCGGAAGAUAGUGAAAAGACGGAAACUUCUUGUUCCACUGAUCAUGUUGAUGAUUACCUAGAAAUGAUAGGCACUAAUGAUGAUGAACUAGAAGGUUUGUUUAAUUUAGCUCAAGAGAAAAACGAAUGCAGGCAAUAUGUUCAAAAGAAGGCUGUUCCAAAAGUUCUAAAGGCUUUGAAUGGCGAGGCUGUUAAAAUAUAUCACACAAUUCUAAAGGAGGGCAUAGAAAACCGGAAUAGAAUCAGAUUGGUCAUAUUUGGCCAGAAACAAUCAGGAAAAUCACUUUUCACUAGACGUCUUUUAAAGAAAACAACUGAUUUAGUCCAGGAAUCAAAUUCACUGGAAAUUCAUCCCUUUAGAUGCAAAGCUAGGGUAGAAGAUGGGCAUUGGUUAUUCCUAGAUGAUUAUGACGAAGAGACUUAUAUAAAUGAGAGAAUUCUGACCGCUUGCUGUCAGAAUGAAAUAAUUAUAAAGUCUGAGGCAAGAUAUAAAGAUCAAGUCAAAGCAAGAAAAUUAGGAAAAGACUAUACACAGAACAAAAAUUUGACUUAUGAUAAUUCCCUACAGAUGAAUAUAGUCAGACCACCAUCCGCAGACUCCUAUGUUGAGAUGUCUAAACCAGAUUAUGAAUACUUUGAUUUGUGCGAAGUUGUCGAUGUCGAUAUGGCAGAGGAAGAUACUGUACUAAUAGAAGUAUGGGACCUACCAGGAGAUGAAGAAAGCUGUUUUGCAUAUCUUUCCCUGUUUGGAAAGAAUGCUGUUUAUAUUGUGACAGUCAAUGUAACAGAAAAUAUGGAUGAAAAUAUUCAUAGUGGUUUGACAUUUUGGCCAGAGUUGAUACGAUGCUUGAAUAAAACUCAUUCUCAGGAAGAUGAUGAUUUGUCAGUGUUCAUUGUUGGUACUUUUAAAGAUAAAUUUGAUGGAAAUGACGAUCAAUGUUUGUCACAACUUAAGUGCCAAAUACAAGAUUGCACUGAAAACAGACAUCACAUCAAAGGUUAUUAUGUCGUCGCCAAUUUGCAAGAAUUUGAUGACUUGGACCCUUUGCGUAGUGAUAUUGUCAUGGUCUCAAGGAAACAAGCAUAUUGGAAUUUAGAGAGGCCUUUAAGAUGGAUUCAUCUUGAAAGGAAUUUACACAAACAGAUGAAGUUGAACGUUCCUGUAAUGUCUAUAGAAGAGAUGAAAGAUAGUGUGAAGAAAAUGUAUGUCCCUUUGAAUGAUGAUCAUGAUCUAGGACAGUUUCUCUCUUAUUAUCAUGACAAUGGUACUGUUGUUUACUUAAAGUGCAAUCCCGACAACGUUAUCCUGGAUCCCCAGUGGUUGGCACAUGCAAUGAUGUUGAUUAUAACAUCUGCUAAAUCAAAAACAGACACUAGAAAGACAAAAGAAUGGAGGAAUCUGCGAGAGUAUGGAAAGCUUUCACAAGAACUGAUUGAGGAAAUUUUCAGCAGACAAACUCCGGACAUUGUGAAACACAAAAACCUUAUUCUGAAUUUAAUGAUAAGAUGUAACAUAAUAGUACGGCCAGAUGUUACGCUACAAACGGAAAACCUAGACAGAUUCGAAUAUGGUGUUCCAUGCAUGAUUAAUCAUCUCCCAAUUGUUGAGAUUGAAGAAAAAUUUAGCACCCAAUUCACGAAGUCGUCUUGCCUUUGUUUAGAUUUUCUGUUUCUCCCUCCGACUUUCAUGGCACAUUUACUUUUCACAUGUACACAUUUAUUUAAUCCUGUGAGAGAGAAAAAGAAGAAGAAAACAGGCGACGAGAGACAUUUACUAUUCUAUCAAAAUGUUGCUGUCUUUGAAAUCGACGAUACCAAAUGCGAAAAACUGAUGAUUUGCAGGUAUAGAAACGUCAUCCAAUUUCAAGUAUGGAAAUGGGGAGAUGGUAGGACACGUGCACACCGUUCUAUCAAGACAAAACUGUUGCAAAUUGUCGACCGACUGAUUGAAGAAAGAUCAUCAAUGCACAUCCAGUAUAGCAUAAAAGUAAAAUGCCAGUUCACAGAAUACGAUUGCCUAGAUGGAAUGGUGGAGUUUAAGAUUAUACAACCAAAUGGCAAAUAUUAUUGCGAUGAACAUGAAAAUUCACACAGCUCGGACGAAGUUCAUGUUGACUGGUGUGGUGAAUCAGAUGAGGAAGAAUGCACAAAUGAUCAAAUUAAUGCUGCAAGGAUGGCUAUAAUAAUACUUGAUAUACUAGGAGAUGUACUUUAUGAUUUGCUUGUACUAGAUAAACCCUCGCCAGUAAAGAAACGUAGUGAAUGUGAUAUCACUUGGCUGUAUUCUCAACUGCGGAAUCAGAAUCAACAUACACCGAGCCGAGGUCUUUGGGGAGGUGAAUUGAAGGAUAUACAAAACAGUGCCGAGAAAAUUGGAGAUGACAUAGAAAGAGUUAGACUCACUAGGAACGGUAUGCAGCAUUUGUCGUCGUUUGUUUUAGAUGAUAAGGAAUAUUUCGAAAAACUAAAGAUGAUACAGAAAGUUGUACGACGAAUGGAAAAACAUAAUAAGAAGCUAACAGCCUAUACAGAUCGAGUGAAAGAAGUUGCAAAACGGAAGCUCAACAGGGUCGAUUGGGAGACCUACAAAGACAGUAUUGAAAUCGAACUCCCUAGGCUUACACUUAAGCCUUCUUUUGAUGUCAAGAUAGGCGAUGGAUGUACACUUGACUGUGAAGUAAUUGUAGCAUUACCUAAAGGUGCAAGUAUUUACUGGGUUAGGAUGAUGAGUGAUCAUGAGACUCGUGUAAUUGUAGAUGCGAUGAAAUACAAAGGUUCUGAAGUAGGAUAUCCAUCUCUCAUAAUACUUAACUCUUCAAAAGAUGACGAAGGAUAUUAUUCUUGCAGAAUUGAAUAUCCUGUAAAUUGUGCAGAAAGCGGUGACGAAGAAUUGACAUGGCCAAAAACUUUUUUGCAUGUCCAUUGAAUGAUGGGAACACUAGCCAAAAUAUCCAAGUUAAAGACGGCGAAAUGUGUACAAGCAACCAUUAAAAAGCAACAUUAAGGUGUUUAAAUGAAAUUGAAGAAAACAUCGUAAACAUUUGUACAGACUGAUAACGGUUAGUUCAUCGGUUGUAGUUUGAAAUCAGCAUGUUUGUAAGCUUACUGCUAGUUUUAUGCAGUUUUGUUUUACUCUAUUUUAUGUUAUAUCAUUCAUUUUGUUAUUAUAUAUUUUGCACUUUGUAAAAGACUUUAUUUUAAUAGUUAAAAUAGUAUUAAAAGGUACUGUCUGAUAGUUUUUUUUUAAUUCACAUGUUUUAUUUUCAUUUCAAUUUUAAAAACUUAAACUUGAAAUUAUAAAUAAAUCACGAUUUAUCUGUUAACCAUUUUAGUUUAAAAAAAAACAGAAAUUCAAAGAAGCCUUUAUUUCAUUUUAAUGAGUUCUAAAGAAAUGUAACUGUUUCAACUUACUAGCGACAUGUAGUCGUUGUUUUAGUUCUUCAGAUAAUGAAUAUGGUCGUCAGAUCUGUAAUUUCCGUGUCUUUGUCCUAUUCACGAUUCUGAACUUUUAAGUGAGUUUUGAUCAUGUUGAUUCGCAUGGCGGAUGAUGCAUAGCAUACAGCACAGUCGAUGCACCGGGCAGAUUCUAUUAAAAUUCAUGUGAUUACCUCAAUUUUAGUUGGUUACCUUGAUUUCUUUCUUCCUAAUUGAGUUACGUGAUUUGAUCACCAGUAAACUGCUGUCGCCUUAAUUCAUGAUAUUAGCUACUAACACGUUCUGAAUGCUUAAGGUGGUCAUAUUUUAUAUGAAAAAAUAUCGGUGUUACAGAAUGUGAUUGAAAAAGUAAAUGUACGUUUUAUUAUGGGCUGAGUUUAACUUGAAUUUAAGUCACGGGGGGUAAUUUGUUUUGCAAGUUAGGCAUUUCAAUAUGAUAAUUUUAAGAAAAUAGUUUCUGACCAUAAAUCUCUUAAAAGUCGGUUUAAAUCUCGUAAGUCAAAAUAGGGACAAAACAAAUAAUCAUUACAGUGAAAAUAGUGGGAAUCGAGACUUGAUAAAGGUUAUGACCGAGUGCAUCCAAAGGUGUCAAUGCCUUGUUAUGCCUUCACACAUAUUGUAACAUUUAAAACAUACAUAAUUAUAUUAAAAAGCAUUAUCAAAUUUAACAUUAUAUUUUUAAAAAUGUAUUUCUAAAAUCAAUACCAACUUGUUUAAAAUAAAUGUGACAAUGAAAUAAAUGAAAAUAACACUUCAUUAGUUUCGUGCGUUUAGGGUUUGGAACUGAUUUAUGUAAUGUUAACUCACCGUGGGUAUAUGAGUUAUAGAUGUGGGACAUACAUAACAUUUACGGUACCAUAUCAACUGCGACAACAAUUUAACUGCACACAAAUGAAAAGACAUAUACAAGUCAAUAUCUGUUUUCCAAUAUUAUAAAUGUGUUUGGUUGACAUAUCAAUUCUGCUUAUUAAGUUAAUCACAGGCUUGCUAGUAGUUUAAUAUGUUUACUUUUUAUUAGUCUUCUAAUGUAUGCAGAACGUAUGUGUUUUUUUGUUGUUGUUUUUUUAUAAACAAUUUGAUAUUAAUAAUUCUGUAAGACUGUGUUAAGCUUGUUAAGUUGUCUAUUUCUAUGUUGACCAUUGAUAUUUCAUUAGGGUGUAUUAUCAGUUUUCACUAUAGAUAUUUUGUUUAUUCUUCAUCUAAUUUUCUAAUUUGAAUCUGUUGUGUUAACACUACAACACAUUGGCACAAUUAUGUUCAUUCUCACUGUUUAGAGUUGUUCUAUCGGUUAGUACAUACUACAUUUUGUAUUGACAAAAUUUUUAGACUUUUUAUUAUCAAGUAGUGCAGACGUCUAAUCGCAAGUAGCAAGUUUUUUUAGUAUCAGCAUGAAAACGUUUAGGGUUUUUCAAUUUUUUUAAAUGAUUGGCGCUUUUAUACCAGGCUAAACAAUAUGGAUUUAACUGUAUCAAUCAAUACACCUGUGAUUGUAGUCGAUGUGUCUGGAAGCCAUUUUUUAUAUGUAAUUUCGUUUGUAAUAAUUUUUUGAUGUUCUAUCCGCUAUUUUUUUAUCGAUGUGAUAUACAACACUGAAGCAUAUGGGAGAAUCAAAUCAUAUUUGACUGAUCAUGAGUUACAAUAUUUUGCCACUACUCAUAAAAGAAUUUUAGAUUUUAACAUACUCGUGUACUGCCGUUAGUUUUGAUUUAAAUAUUUAGAGUGGAAAAUUCGCAGCAGUAGAAUAAAAUAAAUUUGAAACAUUCAUGUCUGUACUUGAUUACAUCACUCUAUUUUUUCCAUAUUUUAGCACAAAGAGCCACGAUUUUGUCAUAUAACCCUUUUCCAUAAAAAUAUUAAAAAAUGUAAAUGUGCUUCCUGUUAAAGAAAUAUUCGUAAGCAGUUUUAACAACAAAAAAGAAAGGGAACCCGAAAACUUAUUUUAAAAGGUUUAUAAUGUUUUCUGAUAAUCAUGCUUAUGCGAAGCCUCAAUUCUAAAUUUGUUUUUCUACAUGUUAAAUUAACACAAUCCCUUGUUUUCUGCCAGGAACAUAAUUUUUUCUUGCCUAUAAGAGUUUGAUCCCCAUUUACACGAUGUUGAUCUCAACUGUUCGGUGACAAAUAUGAAUGUCGUUUACUUACACUUAGCUUAAGUUAUAUAUUACCGUAAAAGAGGUUUUCCCAGGUAGUACAAAUUUUGUUCAAACAAAGGUCAAUUCUUCUUAAGGAGGACGAUAUUUCAAUGCGUCAACUUUCUACUGUUAAAAUACAGAAUGACUCCGAUAUGUUAUACUUUGAUAUACCUUUUCAAUAUUCAACUAAUGCUUAUAUAAUAAAAUUUUACUGCAAACAUUAUGUAUUACUGUACUUAUAAAGAUAUGUAAUAACUACUUAUUUAUGUUUGUAUCUCAUUCUAAAGUUUUGGUAAACAUAUAAAAAUGAUUUGAAAGUACAAAGACCUGAACUAUUUAUUAACAACCUCGUCUCAUUUAAAAAAAAAUGAAAAAUUUCUAUAAUGACGUUUGAUACAAAAUACAUGAAAUUGGUAAAAUAUCAAAGGCGAAACCAAAAGUCACAAUUGAUGACUGCUCUUAAAAUGUUUAAAAAGAACACGAAUGGUAAAAAAUGAAUAAGUUCAAGUAAUAAAAUGUAAAAAUAUGCAAUGGAGUAGGAAAUGUGUUACCCUGAAUUCUAAAAUGCCUUUGAGUUCAGUAUUUACAUUACCAGAAGAUGUUAUUUAAACUUUUAAGCAUAAAGCAUGUAAGCCCUCAAGUAUUUUAAUGAAAUUUGAAGGCUAACUUUAAUUUCUGUCACGGUGAGCAUGAAUUAAAUAAUUCCCGUAUCAAUCAGUAAGAGCGAUCUUACAGAAUUUUUUUUUUUUUUUUUUUAAAUAAUUUAUGCAUUUUAUCAAAGAAUUGUUCUAUGGAAAAUUUUACAUGACUUAGGGUGAACUUGUUUUAAACAGUUUUUAGAAAUAUCUAUAUAUUUUAAAACAUAAUUCAUUUCAUAAGAAGAGAAAAGAUUACCUUAAAACACGGUUAAUGUCAAAUUACUUAUAGUGCUUAAAACUAUGUUACAUAAACCAAAUAUGAGAUCAUAUGUUCUUAAAAACGAUUAAACGAAAUUUAUUAAGUGUCAAUUUUCCAUCCACGGAGUGACGGAACAUGAUGUCAUAAACGAUAGACUAAGCCUAUAAUUUUGUCUUGAAAGUAGGAAUUUGAUAUAACGAAGAGAUUUUAUGGAAAAAAUAACAAAUAAUUUUUAUCUUGUCAUUUGCCAACAUUUCUGAUAUCAUAUGUGUUUUAAAAUGUCUUCCAGUUUUUAUCUUUUGGAAGAAAGGAUAUGUACACUUUCCAUUGUUUUUGUGUUAAGAGGCAUAAUGAAAGGUGUUGAAAUAAAUCAGUCGCAUUUGAAUAUAAAGAUGUUUUUAUUUUUAAAUAGAUUCAACAACAUAUUUACAUGUUUCCAAAAAAGUCAAAUAUAUUUAGAGCAACACAAUGUCGUAAAAACUGUACUUGUUUUAUAAUUUGUUCUCUCAGUGGUAGUUAUGGAAAUUUUGUAUCUAACAUUAAAGAGCAUGUUUCUCAAAGUAUUUAAUCUGUAAAUGUAAGCUAUUUUUACACUUUUUACUUUGCAGUAAUAUGUAAUUUUAUCUCAAAUUAUUGUUAGUUGUUGAGAUUUAAGACAAAUGUACGUUUAUAACGUUUUUGAAAACAUAUUUUUUCUUUUCUUUAAAACUUUUAAAAGGUUUACAGCAAUGACAUAUCACAGUUUUAAACAAAAAUUCUGUGGAUGAUUUCUUGAAGAAAUGGAAUUUCAAGUGAAAAUUAAAAAAAAUGUUUUGCCGCUUUUUAAUUACAUUCUAUACAAUUAAAUACCUUUUUCUCUGGAAUCAUAAAGAUUACAUACGUAAGUUAUUUUUAGAUUCAGGUGCAGGUUAACGAGAUCUGCUCAUCAAAUUCCGAAAUGGUGCCCUAUAACGUAUACUUUGACUUUUAAGUACAUUAUACAUACUUUUUUUACUUCAUUUACACAUGUAUAUAAAUUAUAUAUUUGUAAUUUAACUCGAAAAAAGCUUUAGUUGCAUAAUUAAAACAAACAAUGAAUGUAAGCUAACAUGAUAGUCAAACAAUGCCGUAGGAGUAGACUCUUCCAUUUUGGUUUCUUUACUUUCAAAUUUUUAGUUUGCCAAAAAGCGGGGUAAGACAAAAAUAUAGUUUUGUUUUUGUGGUUUAUUCUGAUUGAAAGUGUAACUAUAAGGGGCUGGGUGUGUGUUGUUUACACAAUAUAUAAUUCUCCUCAGAA